Alosa alosa (allis shad) is the source of this 2015-nucleotide messenger RNA. It is a transcript of the gene tfap2e, whose product is annotated as transcription factor AP-2 epsilon. Gene Ontology annotation, molecular function: RNA polymerase II transcription regulatory region sequence-specific DNA binding; DNA-binding transcription factor activity, RNA polymerase II-specific. Lineage: Eukaryota; Metazoa; Chordata; Actinopteri; Clupeiformes; Clupeidae. Gene Ontology annotation, biological process: anatomical structure development; regulation of transcription by RNA polymerase II; regulation of cell population proliferation. The transcript is spliced from 7 exons. Gene Ontology annotation, cellular component: nucleus. Bases 194 to 1483 code for a protein of 429 amino acids. The record is from RefSeq and is a predicted model, not a curated record.
AUUCCUACAGCCUUUGUCAGCACACGUUUAGAACUAGCGCGUGAAUAAGACAACAAAGUGCGCAACGGAGAUCGAAUUCGAGCCGAAUGGACACAAUAACCAGAUGAGCCAGCGUGGGUUUUAGAUUGCUGUAGCCUACUCUCCAGGACUUUGACGCACACAGGAUAUCCGAAUUGGGAAUUGCGAGUUCCAGAUGUUAGUCCACACUUACUCAGCGAUGGAGCGCGCGGACGGACUGACCGGUUCCUCACCGAGCGGCCGUCUCUCCCAGUUGUCUUCCCUCAACCAGGCUGCCUAUUCCUCUGCGCCCCCCUUGUGUCACACCCCAGCAUCGGACUUCCAGCCACCCUACUUCCCACCACCCUACCCGCAGUCCUCGCUGUCCUUCUCACAGAGCCAGGACUCCGCGUACCCGCACCUGCCGGAGCCCUACAACUCCAUCAGCUCACUCCAUCAGCAACAGGCCGCGUGGCACUCUCAGCGGUCACGCUCAGAGGAGGGCGCACUGCUGUCCCAGUCCCAAAGGGCGUUAAGUCUCGACCCGCGGCGGGAGUACCCUGGGGUCCCACGGCUACUGCACGGGCUGGGGGAGGGCGCGGCUGCAUUGGGGGAGAGUCCUCUCGGGAUGCACGCGGGACAUCACAGCCUGGAAGAUAUGCAGGUGUGUGCACUCACGAGUCUGGCAAUGGAGGAGGCUUCAGCACUCGGGGUUUUGGACCACUCUGUCAUUAAGAAAGUGCCCAUACCUUCAAAGCUGAAUGGCUCCACCCUGUCGGCGCUGACCUUCAGUAAGGACGGCAUGGCUCUGGGUGGUGUGUCCAACCCAGCGGAGGUCUUCUGCACGGUGCCCGGUCGUCUGUCCCUCCUCAGCUCCACCUCCAAGUACAAGGUCACCGUGGGAGAGGUGCAGAGACGCCUGGCCCCACCUGAAUGCCUCAACGCAUCACUACUGGGUGGAGUCUUACGCAGGGCAAAAUCUAAGAAUGGCGGCCGCUGCCUUCGGGAGCGCCUGGAGAAGAUCGGCUUGAACCUGCCAGCUGGACGCCGCAAAGCAGCCAACGUCACUCUCCUCACAUCACUGGUGGAGGGUGAGGCGGUGCACCUUGCUCGGGAUUUCGGUUACGUGUGUGAGACUGAGUUUCCCGCCAGGGCCACGGCAGAGUACCUGUGUCGCCAUGGUGACCCCGAACAGCUGCCCACAAGACGAAGCAUGCUGAUUGCCACCAAGGAGGUGUGUAAGGAGUUUGUGGAGUUGAUGUCUCAGGACCGCUCUCCUCUGGGAGCGAGCCGACCGGUGCCGUGCCUGGAGUCGGGCGUCCAGAGCAGCCUGACCCACUUCAGCCUGCUCACCCACGGCUUCGGGGGCCCCGCGAUCUGUGCCGCGCUCACCGCCUUCCAGAGCUACCUGCAGGAGGCGCUGAAGGUCCUGGACAAGAGCGAGGGGGGCCGGGGCCACGAUAAGGAGCUCAAACACCGCAAGUAGGACCCAGACACCCCCUCCUCCUCCCCUCAGCUGGACCUACAGACUUUCCUUCUUCCUGCCUGAUCAAAAACAGAGCAGUACUUAAAUGUGAAGCGUGUGGUUGAUACAAGCUGCAGCGGUGGGCUCCGAGAGAGGUUUGAGGUCGCCGUGGCACCCACUGAGAACCUCCGACAGACACGCAAACACACGCCGCCGCCGCUGCUUCUGGGGGAUCAUGUCAACGUACUCACACCCGAUGUUCAUACAUGAUCUCAGUUUUGUCCCCAACAUGCACAUGCAAGUGAACUGCUGGAUAUCUGUGCCGUGCAUGCGUGUGUGAUCCUGCUGGGGAACUCUGAGUACCGACUCUUAGCAGGACUUGGCAGCUAACAAGCAGGAUCUAAUUUUUGGGAACAAUAUAAUAAGGAUUUAGUAAUGUAAAAUAUUUUUUGUGUCUUUUGUACUUCCUGUUGUAUGUUUAUUUAUGUUAUUACUGCUGUUCUUAUUGUAUUACAAACAUAAAUGUAAUAUAUUAUUAAAGUUGGAUGACUGA